AUGGCAUACAAUUCGGUCAGCAUUGGUUGCGCCGAACUUAGCUUCAAGCGCAUCCCACAUGUUUUUGGCAACGUGCAUAUGCAGAUAUGCGGCAGCCAACUUGUCUACGAUCACAGUAAGAAUGGCUCCCACAAAGACAGGUGUGGCAUCCCUGAACACCUUAUCCUGUUCAGGAGCAAUCAUUUCUGCGGGAUCCACCGCACCGACCCAGAACACCCCCCCCCCCCCCAAUCGGGAAACCCUAACUCCCGACUGCACAGAUCCCCCACGAUCCCCCUCAUCUCUUCCCUCCCCCCCUCGAUCUGGAUCGGGGGGGCGUACGCCCGAUUCCGCCGCUGCCUGACGCGGCCUGGAUCCGUCCCCAUCGCUCUGACGCCGUCGCCUUGGACCUCGCCGCCUCGUCCUCAACCGCCCAUCGCCGGACCGCAUCGCCUCCCCCUCUUCCCCGAGUUGGAUGCGCUGCUGCCCGAGAACCUCGCCGGAGGCCACGACGCCAGAGCCACCCCGCCGGCCUGCAUCCUCUCCGUCGUCGCCUCGUCCCCGUCCUCCUCCUCGCGCCCCACUGCCAAUCCCCUAUACGCGCGUAGACCUCAAGACUGCUGCUGGUACCCCUGUGAUCGACUACAUCGACGACGAACCCUUCUCUUGCCAGAGCAACCAGAUGCUGGAGUCCAGGAGCCAGACGUCACCGUCGACGACGACUACUACAUGGGAGGUGCCUACUACUACGUGCAGGUUGCUGACGACGACCAGGAGUAGUUUAGGGGGAAC
This is a messenger RNA of Triticum aestivum (bread wheat), 771 nucleotides long. RefSeq lists its product as uncharacterized. The transcript has 4 exons. The coding region runs from base 1 to 759 and encodes 252 amino acids. NCBI's taxonomy places the organism in Eukaryota, Viridiplantae, Streptophyta, Magnoliopsida, Poales, Poaceae. The record is from RefSeq and is a predicted model, not a curated record.